AAUGAGGAUUAGAGAUACUAAUUCUCAAUAAAAUUUAAUUAAAACAAAAGAAAAGCUCAAAGGUCCGCAUAAUUUAUUGUUUUUGGCUAAAAACAAUAAAUUUUGUUGGUCCUUUAACAUUUCUCUAAUAUAUUUCAAUCAAAUUUAUGAUCAUGUUAUUAAAACCAAGUUAACAACUGUAAUGUAUUUUUACCCAUUUAUCUUAUAUAUCUUUCUUUAAAGAAAAAUUUAUCAAGAUAAAACAAAAAAUAAUUAGAUUAGUUAAAUAUUAAAAAAAAAUUGUUGAUGCCUUUUGAAUGGAAUAUAGAAUAACGAACAUUGCCUGGCUUCUGUUUUUCGUUUGCUCUUUGCAUGGGCAUGGCCAGGGUGGUGUUGAGUUUGCUUUAUCUAUUUUCCAAACCUUUUCUCUUUCUUUGCAGUGUUGUUUUGUCUCAUUACGUAACAUUCAAUCGAACAAGAUUCAAAGGCAAGAUUAAUAAAAACAAAAGCAAUAAUUCCAUUUGGCAUUUGGAAUCCCUCUCUAUGAUCUACUCAAUUCAAUUUCCAAACUCAUUCAUCAAAAUCUGAUUGAUGGUAUGGGGAAUCAGUUCGUUAAGAAGCCAAAGGUCACCGAUGUCGAUCGUGCAAUUCUUGCACUCAAGACCCAGAGACGCAAGCUUUCUCAAUAUCAACGAAAGCUUGAUGCUGUUAUUGAAGCUGAAAAGCAAGCUGCACGGGACUUGAUUCGUGAAAAGAAGAAGGACAGGGCCUUGUUAGCAUUGAAGAAGAAAAAAGCACAAGAAGAACUGCUGAAGAAAGUGGAUUCCUGGCUUAUAAAUGUUGAGCAACAAUUAGCAGAUAUUGAACUUGCAAGUAAGCAGAAGGAUGUCUUUGAUAGUUUGAAGGCCGGAAGCAAUGCAUUGAAGGCGAUACAGAAUGAGCUAAACAUCGAGGAUGUUCAGAAACUUAUGGAUGAUACAGCUGAAGCUAAAGCUUAUCAAGAUGAAAUUAAUGCAAUAUUAGGAGACAAGUUAUCAGCAGAAGACGAGGAGGAAGUUUUGGCUGAAUUUGAAAACUUGGAAACUCAGCUUAUUGACGACGAUCUUCCCGAAGUUCCCACAGCGGCAUCUAUAUAUACAGACGAGAAACUGGACCUUCCUGACGUCCCAACCACAGCACCGGAUGUGGAAGUUGCUGCCAAUUCUACAAAGAAAGUUAUGGAGGAACCUCUGCCAGCUUGAAGAUCAUUUGUGACCUGCAUGCAAAUUUUGGGGAAGCAUUGGCCUCCAUUUUCAAUUUGGACUUGGCAUAAUUAAUUUGCACUGCUUUUUGCAUAUAUAAUACGUCAAUGACACAAAGGAGCAUAUUGUAAAGAAAAAAAUAGUAUUAAAUUAGGGUCGUAAAUCGUAACCUCAAAAAUCAAAAGUAACUAAAAAAAAUAAACAGAUUGAUAACAAGUAUUUUUA
This is a messenger RNA of Arachis stenosperma, 1445 nucleotides long. Its product is annotated as vacuolar protein sorting-associated protein 20 homolog 2-like. The transcript has 6 exons. The record is from RefSeq and is a predicted model, not a curated record. NCBI's taxonomy places the organism in Eukaryota, Viridiplantae, Streptophyta, Magnoliopsida, Fabales, Fabaceae. Gene Ontology annotation, cellular component: ESCRT III complex; multivesicular body. Gene Ontology annotation, biological process: late endosome to vacuole transport via multivesicular body sorting pathway; vesicle budding from membrane. The coding region runs from base 576 to 1220 and encodes 214 amino acids.